Emiliania huxleyi CCMP1516 is the source of this 1125-nucleotide messenger RNA. RefSeq lists its product as hypothetical. The transcript has 2 exons. The record is from RefSeq and is a predicted model, not a curated record. NCBI's taxonomy places the organism in Eukaryota, Haptophyta, Isochrysidales, Noelaerhabdaceae. The coding region runs from base 1 to 1125 and encodes 374 amino acids.
AUGAAGCGGAAGCAACGAGGCUCCAGGCCUCCUCGGUCGAACAAGCCUUCCUCAGCCACUCUCGUGCACGUCCUCUACCUCGAGACCGCCGAGGACCAGCGAGGCAGCGACGGCUUGCGCUCUCCGGGCGUGCACCUCAACGAGCGCGGGCGCGGGCCGGCGCUGUGUGCUGCGUGCGGUGGCGUGGCCGACGCAUGGCGUGGCCGUCUGGACAACAUGCAGACGGCACUGCGCAUGUGCUGCUCCGAGGGCGCUCUCUUCCGGCCCUCCGUCGCUCAGUUUGCGCUCGUCUCUCCGCGUGCAGUGAUCCGGUACAGCCUGGCCGAGUUUGGCGGGUGGCUGAGUGAGCGUGGCACGAAGCGCGCCACUGAGGCGGUCGUGAUCGGCGCAGCGCUGCGCGCCGCCUCGGGCGAGCUGCCUGCGGCGUCGGGCGUCUCCCACGCGCCGCUCGAGGUUGCGCCCGACGGCUCUCCCGAGUGCAUGUGGGCGUGGCACACAACAGCCGCCGGCGCGCUGGCGGCGUCGCUGCGAGGGUGCGGCGUGAGCGACCUGCUGUUGUGUGUGGGCGGCCCGUCGGGCGUGCCUCGGCGGUGGCAAGAACGGCUGGCGGCGGCGCUGGGCGGCGAACGCGGCGAGCCCGCUCCUCCGCUGCUCGGGGUGUCGCUGCGGGGCGGCGUGCAGCACUCGGCGCCCGCCCUCGCGGAGCUGCUCCUGCUCCACGAAAGAGGGCGCCUGCUGCCGCUCGUGCAGGACCGGCUGGCGCUCAGCGACGAGCAGCACAAGGCGUGGCGGCGCGCCGAGCGCGAGAUAGUGCACGCGUGGCUGCGGGCUCUGGGCCUGCACGCCGACGGCAACACGGCUGACGGCGGCGGCGCUGCCCUCCCGGCGGCGGCGGAGGUGGCGCGGCUCCUCGAGGCGCACCGCGCGCUCCUGCAGAGGCUCGAGGCGGCCGGCUCGCUCCGUGCGGGCGCGAACGAGGUGGGGGCCGGCAGCGAGGAGGGCACGGAAGAAGCGGGGGAGGGGCCAGGGGGGCGGCAGGGCUCGGCUCGCGGCGCCCUUCCGCACAAGCCAGAGGCGGCGCGAGCGAUCCGAAAGAAGAAGAGGAGGGCGACACAGGGGAACUGA